AGGGGCGGGUUCCCGAUUUUUUUUUGACAGUACAUAAGCAGGUGGAAUGAACAUUUUAGGUAAAUGUUUCGGUGGGUUCAUUGAGGUAUAAUAAGAACGGGUAGGUUACCGGGAGUUUAGUGCAUAUUAUCCUGCAUGUGAAUUGAUGGUAAAUCGGGGCAUUAGUUGUGAUAUGUCAGGCAGUCGUCGAAUGAGGUAUCAUCUGAUGCCUACAGUGAGAUAGCGCACGAUGUAGGCUAAAGCUAGUAUACCAAUAUAAUUGUGUUUCAUAAGGGAAUUGAGUUGUCCAGAUUGUCUGUAGCCUAUUUGGUUUAGACAUUUUACUCGUGCGCCUAUUAUAUAUUUCCUGCUAUAGGCUUUGUUCAUAAUAUUCAGUAUUAUCCUACUGAUUUAUUCUAUUACAAAUGUUCUCGUCACAUUUAGCCUAUUGAUUAAGCUGAAACUUCGACUGUUAUCUGUUCGUAAGUGGCAUAGUAGCCCAUGACUUAAUUGAAAUUGUUGGUGAGAGUCAAGACUAUUACUCUUUUACAAUGGGAGUGGGGUCCGAAAAGACAUCAUCUACCACCAAGGGAGUCUACAAAGAGGAGACUGAUAUUGCUUUGAAAGCACCUUUAAACGUGAAUGCUAUGUUAUCAAAGAAAGUGGGGCACGCGACAGCAGAAAGAGCCACCUGGGGUCGCCGCCUUGAGUUCGUCCUCGCGUCAGUGGGGUACGCGGUGGGACUUGGGAACGUGUGGCGCUUUCCAUACCUCUGCUACAGGAGCGGUGGAGGUGCCUUUCUCAUUCCUUACUUUCUCAUGCUGUUUCUGUGUGGCAUCCCCCUUCUCUUCAUGGAGUUUGCUAUUGGGCAGUACACCCGUCUGGGACCGGUGCAUGCUCUAGCCACAAUCUGCCCCUUGUUCAAAGGUGUGGGCAUUGCCACAGUCGUGAUCUCCUUUGUGCUCUGCACCUACUACAACGUUCUUAUGAGCUGGGCACUCUACUACUUCUUCAACUCAUUCCGAGCCAUCUUCCCCUGGCAGUCCUGCAACAACACCUGGAAUGCCGUGGGUAACUGCUCCAGCGGUUUCCCUGGAAACGCCACCCACCUGCAAUCAGCCAGUCAGCAGUACUUUGAUCACAGGGUUCUGGAGAUAACCAAUGGUAUUGAGGAUGCAGGAGGACUACGCUGGGAGCUGUUUGGCAUCCUCAUCCUGGCCUGGGUCAUAGUCUACUUGUGCAUCUUCAAAGGCGUCAAAUCCACUGGCAAGGUUGUUUAUUUCACAGCCACGUUCCCAUACUUUAUUCUGUUUGCCUUGCUCAUCAACAAUGUCCAGCUUCCUGGGGCCAAGGAUGGGAUGCUCUACUUCCUGAAGCCUAAGUGGAGCAAGCUGCUUGAAGUUCAGGUGUGGGUUAACGCUGCAGCCCAGGUAUUCAACUCCAUUGGAAUUGGAUUUGGCUCCAUGAUCUCCAUGGCCAGUUACAACAAGUUCAACAAUAACAUCCUUAGGGACACAUUGAUUGUCUCUUUAGCUAACUCGGCCACCAGUAUCCUGGCUGGCUUUGUGAUAUUCUCAGCAAUCGGCUACAUGGCUCAUGUGCACAACCUCCCAGUGGACAACAUCGCCACAGAUGGUCCUGGCUUGGUGUUUGUGGUGUAUCCAGAGGUCUUCUCCACUAUGCCUCUGCCACAGUUGUGGGCUCCUCUGUUCUUCUUCAUGCUUCUCUGCCUGGGACUGGACAGCCAGUUUGCCAUGGUGGAGGUGGCGGUGACGUCCAUAAUAGAUGGCUUCGGCCCUAAGGUUCUGCGUGUCCUGAAGAGACAGGAGGUCAUCGUUCUGGCCGUCUGUGUUAUGGGCUUUCUUCUAGGCAUUCCUCACAUCACUAAGGGGGGCAUGUAUGUGUUCCAGCUGAUGGACCACUACACUGCUGUGGUGUCGCUCAUGUUCCUGUCCUUCUUUGAAGUCAUCGCUGUCUGCUGGGUUUUUGGACUGCGUCGGAUGACCAUCAUGAUCAAGAGAAUGUUGGGAAAGGCUCCCAACAUCUAUUUCCGCUCCUGCUGGAUGGUCUUCUCCCCUGUGCUGGUCUUGUGCAUUCUGAUCUCCAGCAUCAUCCAGUACACGCCAGCUCGCUAUGGGAAGUCAUACACAUACCCUGUCUGGGCAGAGGUGGUGGGCUGGGGAAUCUCCCUGGUCUCCAUCGUGUGGAUCCCUCUGGGAGCCCUGCAAGAGAUCUGCAGAAAUAAGGGCUCACUGCUGCAGAGAAUAAAAACAGCUGUGACUCCUACAAUAGAGUUGGAUCCUGUCAACCAUCUGCCAGAGGAGCAGAGCGAAGACACACCGGAGUCUGUUUUCUUGUCUAUCAUCACUCCUCUGUAACCACAGCCAGUAUGUCUAAGUGCUUGCGUGCGUGAGUCAGUGUGACUGUGAGUGCUCUAUUGGUAUGGGGAGGGGUGGGUUGCUAGGUAGUUUACAGAUUAUGUAAAUAGCAUAUUUACGUAUUUUACCCUUGUCCCUCUGGUAAUCUCUUCAACCAACACCUCUCCCCCUGGACAUAACAUAUUUUGUCUCCCAAUUUGAUUUUGAAUUCCAUGACCUCAAUGGUCCAUGGCUGAGUAAUAGAUCUUUGGCUGAGUAACUCUUUGAACCAACAUUGCCAUCUUGUGACUGUUUCAAAGUUUUUAUUCACACCGUGAGGUUCAUUUGAGGCUCAUGUGAAUAGUGAACUCAGCGAUUGACUGAACAACCACCAGGCUGGUCUAAUAUAGGAACAUGCAUAUGAUAUUUAUUCCUCUCCUAGAAAGAUAAUAUGCAAUUAGAUGUAUGGCGGUGAUAUGGUGUGCCUUUUACUGAUAACUGUAAGGAGGGGAACCACUGCAGUGUUGCCAUGACCAGUAGUGUAAAGUUCUUAAGUAAAAAAUACUUAUGUUGUUUUUUGGGUAUCUGUGCUUUGCGUUACUUUGACAACUUUUUCUUUUACUUCACUACAUUCCUAAAGAAAAUGAUGUAUUUUUUACUCCAUACAUUUUCCCUGACACCCAAAAGUUCUCGUUACAUUUUGAAUACAGUACAUAGCAGGACAGGAAAAUGGUCUAGUUCCCACACUUAUCAAGAGAACAUCCCUGGUCAUCGUUACUGCAUGCCCCUGGCUAUCCAUAAAUUAAAAAUAAAAUAAAUAAAUUGGUGCCAUCUGGUUUGCUUAAUAUAAGGAUUUUUUUAUUAUUUAUACUUUUUCUUUAAAUUGUGAUACUUAAGUAUAUUUUAACAAUUACAUUUACUUUUGAUACUUAAGUAUGUUUUAAACCAAACACUUUUAGAUGUUUACUCAAGUAGGAUUUCACCAGGUGACUUUUCCUUGAGUCAUUUUCUAUUAAGGUAUCUUUACUUUUACUCAAGUAUGACAAUUGCGUGCCUUUUCCACCAGUGGCCAUGACAUCUGAUUAGUGGGAAAAGUCCAGGGUUCUGUCAUUAUUCAUCUGCUUUAUUACACUUUAUUACACAUGGUAUCAUUCAAGUCUUAAGGGUUCUGGUUGAAGUUUUCUGUCAUAUGUCAUGUUUGUUUGCAACAAUGACAAUUGGAGCUCAGCAUUACCAGGAGUGCCUUUUGUCAUUAAAAGAUUCAUAUACGACUGAAUUUACAAUGGGGUGUCUUUUGAGGAGUCACAGAAAUAUAUAGAUGGGUGGGUUGUUUUGCAACAAAACCAAUGCAUGCGCAACUGUGGAGCAAAACAGUCAGGUUGACUUAGAAUCAAAGGACUGUUGACAACAUGUAACUAUAUUUCCUCUCCAAAUCUUUAUUGAAAACAUAAAUACAUUUGCACAAUGAGCACUUGUUGUCUCUCAAAUACAUUGUUACAUUUGUAAUUUUAGCCAUAUUAGCAUAGAUGUGACAAGAGUAAAACAAGACAUGGUAUCAAUACACAAUGAUCUAAAAUGAGCUUCUUGUCAUUGUUAUUUUACCUUUAUUUAACCAGGCAAGUCAGUUAAGAACAAAUUCUUAUUUUCAAUGAUGGCCUAGGAAUAGUGGGUUAACUGCCUGUUCAGGGGCAGAACGACAGAUUUGUACCUUGUCAGCUCAGGGGUUUGAACUUGCAACCUUCUGGUUACUAGUCCAAUGCUCUAAACACUAGGCUACCCUGCCACCCCUAUCUUUCUGACCGUCCAGAAUCAUAACAACACACAGACUUCUGCCCCAUCGACACGGGUGCGUAAUUUGUGACGUUGUCAGCUAACCCAUCUAUAAGAUCAAUUUUGUAUAGUAACUAAGUGUAGAUAACUUUGUCACUGGCCUUGUGCCCUGUAUAAAAAAAAAUCACUUUUUUGCAUGACCAAUAUUUGAUGAAGAUAUCCCCCAAAAAUAUCAUAGAGAAUAUCACCAAACCAGGUUGAGUAUAAUUUACAAACACACAAAAUAUAUAUUUUAGGGGUGUGUUUACUCUCUUUUGAUAUAAAACAAGAUCCUAUUCACAUUUAGUGAGCUAUUAAGAGUGUAUUUUGUGCCUGUUUGUUUGACAAACAGCAUUUUGUUUUCACAAAUUACAAUUAGUAAAUUAUGUUUAUGAUGACAAGCAUAUUUUUCUACAAUUACACAAACCACAAUAGCAGAUGAAAAAGAUAAUCAUGGCUCUGAUCAUGCCUUAUACAAUUUUGUUAAACUAUAACAAGUUGUAUGGUUUGUUUUAUCAUUUUGAAUAUGCUGUAAAAAAUAUGAACAUGUCACAUUGCUUCUCUGUUGCCCUAGCAAUGGGAGGAUGGCUCUCAUGUAACAUGUUAACACUCAAUGCAAAUUAUUUUAGCCUCUGUAGAAUUUUACACAACAGUGGUGAACAGUACUCUUAGUAGUCUGGUAUUGUUACAGGCUUUGUUUUUUCCAUUUAUGUUUUGAGGUUGGACUUAAGCACGUAGGGCGUGUCAAUUGGUGUCACCUCAUUAGUCAGUAUGUGUUGCACCUGUGCUGGUUGCCAUCUUGUUAUUGGGAAGGUGUUUCACCUGUGCUGUCCCAGGUGCUAUAUAAGAGUGGGUGGCUCAGUGCACCAGUGGUCUUGAAAGAGGUAAAGGUUUAACACCUCUAAUUUGGGCUCCUUAGUUGAGGUCGAGACAAACAAUACUUUAUCUGAUCUUACCUGCGUCCUGUCUUUAAGUUUGGUGUUGGUUUUUUUCUUAGGCAAAUUUAGUGGGCACUCAUGGUGGAUGUCUUUUAGGUUCCAGUUGUUGCUAGUCAACUUUCAGUGGACACCCCCAUGAGUUUCUUUCAUAUCUGACUCCUAAAAUCCAGCAUCAUCCAUUUUGUUUUGAUUGUAGUCAGUGACUCUUUGUUAGUUCCCUUUCUCUUUGAGCAACAUUGUUUUUCUUGCUGGGGAAAGUAACACAGAGGGGGCUCAUCCGGGAUCUUGUUUCCUAUGAGUAUGGUAAUCGCUUUAGUCACCUACUCUGAAGCUCUGCUGUGCCCAGACAUUUGAGUGUUCAAAAUACACAUUUGUGGUAGAGUUGUCUGUCACUGACAUCCACCUGAUGAUAAAGUUGCAUGAACACACAGGCUUAUAAAAUUAAAGCUAUUGACUUUAAGUUGGAAGCAUUUUUGGAAAACACUACAUGGGAGAUGCUAAAUAAAUGUACGAAUGAGAAUCUGCUCAUCAUUGUAACGGUUUCUUCCAUUGAAGGAGAGGACCAAAGCGCAGCGUGGUUAGUGUUCAUCUUAUUUAAUAAUAAUCCAAACUGAACACUUCAAAUUACAAACCGACAAAUGUGAAAACAGUCCUAUCUGGUGCAUAGAGACAGAAGACAACCACCCACAAAACAGGCUACCUAAAUAUGGUUCCCAAUUAGAGACAAUGACUAACACCUGCCUCUGAUUGAAAACCAUAUCAGGCCAAACAUAGAAAUAGACAAACUAGACAUACAACAUAGAAUGCCCACCCAGCUCACGUCCUGACCAACACUUAAACAAAGAAAACACAAAAGACCUAUGGUCAGAACGUGACAGUACCGCCCCCCCCCUCCCAAGGUGCGGACUCCGCAAAACCUGAACCUAUAGGGGAGGGUCUGGGCGGGCACCUGUCCGCAGUGGCGGCUCUGGCGCAGGACGUGGACCCCACUCCACCAUAGUCUUUGUCCGCUUUAGUGUCCUCCUAGGAACGGUGACCCUCGCCGCCAACCUAGGACUGGCAACCCUACUAAAGGGCCCCACUCCACUAAACAAACUCCUCCAGACUGAGAGGCAGCUCCGGACUGAGGGGUAGCUCAGGACUGAGGGGCAGCUCAGGACCAAAAGAAUGUGGAUACCUUCUCAUUGAACUCAUUACAAAUUGUUGGGCGAAUGCUCCACGUUUUUGGUUUGAGUCCUGUCUUUAAGUUUGAUGUGGGUUUUUCUUUUAGUUUGCCUCUUCUUGGGCAAAUUUAGUGGGCACUGAUGGUGGGUGUCUUUUAGGUUCCAGUUGUUGCUAGUCAACUCUCAAUGGACAACCCCAUGAGUGUCUUUCAGAAACGACUUCUGAAAUCCCACCUGUUUCGUUUUGAUUGUUGUCAGUGACUCUUUGUAAGUCCCCCCUUCUGUUUGAGUGACAUUAUUUGGUUUUCUUUCUGGGGAUUGUAAAAGUAUACUUUCUCUCUGGUGGUUUCCUUUUAUAGAUAAGGAUUUCACCUGAAUUCUAUGUUCCUUAUACUCUAGCAAUGGUGUCGCAUCAGAGAUUAGUAGACAUAAUAUUGACAUUUUUUUGAAUCUUUGUUAUUUUGUCAUCUUAAAAUAUUGUAGUUUUAGGUUACUGCUGCUUAUUCUUUUUAAUUGUUCUCAUGUACCUUACAUUUAGACCAUAUAUUUACAUUUAUUUUACAAUUUAGUUGUUUUUGUAUCAAGCUAAAUGGUUUAUUGAAUAACAAACACUAUUUCUGCAUUAACUCUGGGUGAUGCCUUUUCAUCUAAUGGUAUAAAUGUUUAUGCUCAUUAUGCUUUUGAGACAGUUGCUGUCUCUCCUUUUGAAAUUUUACACAAGUUUGAUUUGUUUCUUUCUUACUGUCUUAAAAAAAUCUGAAACGUGUUUAUUGCACAGUGGUAUGUGUCAAUAAAGAACAUUAUUGCCAAAUAG
Molecule: messenger RNA, 7060 nt
Organism: Oncorhynchus masou masou (cherry salmon)
Lineage: Eukaryota; Metazoa; Chordata; Actinopteri; Salmoniformes; Salmonidae
Product: sodium- and chloride-dependent GABA transporter ine-like
Exons: 13
Coding region: 531-2357 (608 amino acids)
Biological process (GO): sodium ion transmembrane transport
Cellular component (GO): plasma membrane
Source: RefSeq, a predicted model, not a curated record